GACGAUUCUUUCAUAAAAAAACAUAGAGCUUAGCAGCAGCCAUUAGAGGAAGAAGAAACAAAAAUGGCGUCGUUUUUGCAAUCAUUCCUGGAUCCAAGAAAGAACUGGCUUGCUAAAGUGCACAUGAAAACCAUCUCCAAUCGCCUUCGCAGAUACGGUCUGCGAUAUGACGAUCUUUAUGAUCCGUAUUAUGAUAUGGAUAUUAAGGAAGCUCUGAAUCGGCUACCGAAAGAGAUAGUGGAUGCCCGUAUUCAGCGACUCAAGCGUGCCAUGGACCUCUCCAUGAAGCACGAGUACCUUCGCGAGGAUCUUCAGGCGAUGCAAACACCAUUUAGGAGCUACCUCAAAGAUAUGCUGGCUCUUGUGAAGAGGGAGAGAGCAGAACGUGAGGCUUUGGGAGCUUUGCCUCUGUAUCAGCGCACCUUUCCUUGAGCUGCAUAACGUCCCUAUGUAGUUUUUUUAUGGGAGUGAAUGAAUUUCAUAUUGAAAAUUCACUUGUCCACCGAAUGAAGAUGGAUUGUUAUGUCUUUGCCUUAUAUGUUUGUUUUUGCCAAUCAUUUGUCCUCGAGGUUGAACUGUAUCUAGUACUUGUCGAUCUUGUGCUGAAAUUUUCCAAUAAUCAAACAGAUACAACUGUUUUAACUUCUCGAUAAUCAUGCAGAUUUUACUGUUUUAUAGGAUA
Molecule: messenger RNA, 682 nt
Organism: Mercurialis annua (annual mercury)
Lineage: Eukaryota; Viridiplantae; Streptophyta; Magnoliopsida; Malpighiales; Euphorbiaceae
Product: cytochrome b-c1 complex subunit 7-2, mitochondrial
Exons: 4
Coding region: 64-432 (122 amino acids)
Biological process (GO): mitochondrial electron transport, ubiquinol to cytochrome c
Source: RefSeq, a predicted model, not a curated record